This is a messenger RNA of Amborella trichopoda, 1117 nucleotides long. It is a transcript of the gene RIN4, whose product is annotated as RPM1 interacting protein 4. The record is from RefSeq and is a predicted model, not a curated record. NCBI's taxonomy places the organism in Eukaryota, Viridiplantae, Streptophyta, Magnoliopsida, Amborellales, Amborellaceae. Gene Ontology annotation, cellular component: plasma membrane.
CGCCCAAUAACAGUGUGAAGCUCCUCUAGUCUUCACCUCUUAAAAAAAGACGAGUGGCUUCUUCGCAUUGCUUUCAUUUCCCUCUCACCUCUCUUCCAUGCAACUUUUGUUUGCGGAUACUUGAGGCCUCUAUCCAUAUCGCAAAUGGCUCAUUCCCAUGUCCCCGAAUUUGGAAACUGGGAGAGCGGAGAAAAUGUCCCCUACACACAGUAUUUCGAGAAUGCAGUUAAAACCAGAGGAACUGGUGGCAAGAUCAUGAACCCAAAUGACCCUGAAGAGAACCCUGAAGCCUUUCGAUAUGGAACCGCAGACUCCAAAAGCUUUGAUGCUUCUCCAUUACACUUAGCUAGCACUUCGCCAAAGCGACGUCAAUACGAGAGACACCAAUCAGAUGUUGCAGAGCGUCAUGGCUAUCCCAUGUAUUCACCUUCUCGCUAUGAUUCAGGAGCCCGAAAGGUCAUGCAUGGCUCUCCAAUUCAUGGACAUACUUCAUACGGGAGAGACAUGCAGUCACAGGGAAAUAGUGGCUCCUCUCCUUUGAGGGUGAGGAAGAGCUCAAGGGAUGGUGGCCAUGGGCUUUCUCCGACCUCUCCUGUGCGUUUUAGAUCAAAAGGUGGCAAUUCACGAGAUGAUGAUCAGCUUGAAAGUGUUGCAGCUGUUCCAAAGUUUGGAGCUUGGGAUGACAGGGAUCCUACCUCAGGUGAUGGUUUCACUGUUUUGUUCAACAAAGUGAAAGAAGAAAGGCAGAUCAGAGCUGCAAAACCCCCUGUAAUACCAACCAAACCAGUUGUUUAUCCAACCAGUUAUAAAAAGCACAAUGGCUCUACGAGAUCAUCAAUAUGUUGCUGCUUUUCACCAAGAAAUGACUGAUCUUUGAUGAUGAUGCGUAUGCCUGAAAGCUCUGUGGCAGGGUUAGGAAGUCAGCCCAUCAUUGCGCCUAUUACUCAUCCUUAAGGAUGGAAAAUUAUUUACUAUUCUUUAAAUUUGUGUUCUGUUCAUAGAAAGGUGUGGCUGAAGCUGUUGGUAUGAUAUUCAUUACCAGUGAAAAGAAAUUCAUGCUCAAUGCAAUCACUAUUGAUUUCCCUGUUAUAAUAAAAGAACCUCCUUUUAAUAUGCA